Molecule: messenger RNA, 3000 nt
Organism: Durotheca rogersii
Lineage: Eukaryota; Fungi; Ascomycota; Sordariomycetes; Xylariales; Xylariaceae
Product: PLC-like phosphodiesterase
Exons: 1
Coding region: 1-3000 (999 amino acids)
Biological process (GO): phosphatidylinositol-mediated signaling; lipid metabolic process
Molecular function (GO): phosphatidylinositol-4,5-bisphosphate phospholipase C activity; calcium ion binding
Source: RefSeq, a predicted model, not a curated record
AUGGCUGAGGCUUUGAGCCACCACACCCACUCGGGGAAGGGCCUGAUUCGACGGCUGUCCAACCGGGCGACCAAGUUCGCCAGUAGAACGCGGCGGCAGUCGGCCGCCGCGCCCAUGAGCCGGGAGGGAAGCGUGGGACCCGGCAUUCUACGGCGUAGAAGCGAUAGCACCAACACCGCACCUGCUGAUGCCGUCCUAUUGACGGAUUCUGACGACGAGUCCCACGAGGACGCAAACGAGCUCAACUCCAUCUUCGGCGCGGAGAGCAUGACGCGGGACUUCUCGUCCGGGAGCGCUGCGCCGUCGGUAGCAGGGUCGGCCUCUUUUGCCGACGUCCCCACCGGACCGGUCGUGCCCAUGGCCCUAGUCAAGGGGACCUAUCUCGUCAAGGUAUCCAAGAAGAAGAAGGCGAAGCGCCUGCUCUUCAUCUUGGAGGCGGAUGCCGGCAAGAUCAUCUGGGAGAAGGGCCGAUCUACCAAGUGCAUAUACAUCGACGAUAUCAAGGAAGUGAGGAUAGGCUCCGACAUCCGACAAUAUCGCAUCGAUUACGGGAUUGCCGAGUCUGAGGAAGACCGCUUCUUCACCAUCUUCUACGCCGUGCCCGACAGGUCUAGGAGCAAGACGAUGCACCUGAUCGCCGACGACGAAGAGACGUUCGCGCAUUGGGUCAAUGCCCUAGACUUGAUCUCGAAGCAUCGAGAAGUCCACAUGGCCUCGCUGAUGGCCUUCAACGACAGUGCCAUCCGCGGGUAUUGGGGCGGCGAGAUGACGAAGCAGUUCGAGAAUAGACUGCACUCGCCCGACGAGGAGGAGAUGGACUUCCCCGGGGUUGAGCGAGUCUGUAGGAAUCUCCAUAUCCACAUGGCCCAGAGGGAACUCCGGGCCAAGUUCACCAUCGCAGACGCCACCAGGACGGGCCGGCUGAACUUCAACGAGUUCCAGGUGUUCGUCCGCGAGAUGAAGCGGAGGGAAGACGUCCGGCUGCUGUAUCUCAGGCUAGCAGCCGAUUCCGACCGGGGCAUUACCCUGCCCGAAUUCCUGCGAUUCCUGCGCGACGAGCAGGGGGAAGAUGUCGACAGAAACCUCGGCAUCUGGGAGGCCCGAUUCGUUCGCUAUGCCUACAAGGGCGGCAAGCCCAGGACCGAGUCUCAACGUCCCGAUAAGGAUCUGAUUACGAUGAGCGAGCAGGCACUCGUAACAUACCUAACCUCGAAAGACAACUUCCCCCUCGCGCGUGCACAGCCCGAGUACACGCUCGACCGGCCCUUCAACGAGUAUUUCAUAUCUAGCUCACACAACACCUACCUAGUCGGCCGGCAGAUCGCGGAUGUUGCUUCCAUCGAGGGUUAUAUCUCGACCCUGGCUCGAGGGUGCCGUAGCGUCGAGAUCGACUGUUGGGAUGGCUCCGACGGUCAGCCGGUAGUCAAGCACGGAUACGCCAUGACGAACACCAUCUCGUUCCGCGAGGUGAUCAACACCGUAAAUAAGUACGCCUUUGUCGCGAGCCGAUUCCCGCUUUGGGUCUCGCUCGAGGUUCACUGCAACGCAUCGCAGCAGGAAGCCAUGGCGGACAUCAUGAAGGAUAUAUUCGGGUCCCGCCUCGUCACCGAGCCGUUAGAUCCCUCUUCGACGAAGCUGCCGUCGCCUUCGGAGCUGAAAGAUCGGAUCCUAGUCAAGGUUAAGGGGACGCACGAGAACCCCGAGCAGCGACGCAAUGGCGGCGGAGAGCCUACGAUAGGCCGGCGGCGCGGGAACAGCCUGACGUCUCCCUUGUCGAGCCCGUUGCUGAGCCCGGUAAACCCGCCUCCCCGGCGCAUGCCGGCCAAGCGGGUAGACACCAUCACCGAAGGCGAGGUGCACGACACGGUGAGCAGCAGCACGAGCGAAUGCGAUAGCGAGGAGGAGAAGAAGGGAAAGCGGAAGACGAGCAAGAUCGUCAGGAAACUGGGCGAACUCGGUGUCUACUGCACCGGCGUGAAGUUCCACGGCUUCGAGUCGGCGGAGUGCAAGAAGAGCAAUCAUAUCUUGUCCUUUAUGGAGGGCACCUUUCGGAAGCACUCCAAAGCCUCGGAUUCGAAGCUGGCCCUGGCUCGGCACAACAUGCGCUACAUGAUGCGUGUCUACCCGCAGUACUCGCGUCUCUCUUCCGAUAACUUCAACCCCCUCAUGUAUUGGCGGAGGGGCGUGCAGAUGGCAGCGCUCAACUGGCAGACCUUCGACCUCGGCAUGCAACUGAAUCAAGCCAUGUUCGACGGCGGCACCGACAAAUCCGGAUACGUCCUGAAGCCGGAAUCGAUGCGCGAGAUACGGAUCUUACCCGGCGGACUGCCUGCGGAAGCCGUCGGGAAGUUGGAGCGCCAGAACAUGUCCUUCAACCUCAACGUCAUCUCGGCCCAGCAGCUCAUCCGCCCGUCCAGCCUCUCGGCGAGCCGCACAUUCGACCCGUACGUCGAGAUCGAGGUGUUCCACACCAACGACAAGCGGGACAAGCACGAUAGCAUGGCCGGUAUCCCCGUCCUCACGGAUACGCCCCUCAAGUCCUCGACCGGAGUCGUAAAGGGGAACGGGUUCAAUCCCGUAUUCAACCACAACGCUCAUUUCAACGUGACGACCAAGCACCCCGAGCUUGUCUUCGUCAAGUUCAGCGUGAAGCUUUCCGCCGACGGCGAGAACUCGUCAGGCCGCAAUCCUACCAUCGCGACCUACAUGGUCAAGCUCGGCAGCCUCAAACAAGGCUACCGGACUCUGCCCCUGCUCGAUUCUAACGGCGACCAGUAUCUCUUCUCGACCCUCUUCUGCCACAUAAAGGUCGACCCCACCACCAGCGUCUACCUCCCAAAAGCGUCGGAGAACGGCAGCGGCGAGGCUGGCGUGUCCAAGCUGAAGCACAUAAGCCGCAACGUAUUCGCCCGGUCCUCGGCCAACAGCGCCAAGUCGAGCUUCGAGAAGUCUAGCAUCGACGGCGGCCAUUCCGACGCCUCGCAGCACCCCGCUGUUUGA